Budorcas taxicolor (takin) is the source of this 486-nucleotide messenger RNA. Its product is annotated as 60S ribosomal protein L22-like 1. NCBI's taxonomy places the organism in Eukaryota, Metazoa, Chordata, Mammalia, Artiodactyla, Bovidae. The coding region runs from base 7 to 375 and encodes 122 amino acids. The record is from RefSeq and is a predicted model, not a curated record. Gene Ontology annotation, molecular function: structural constituent of ribosome; RNA binding. Gene Ontology annotation, biological process: cytoplasmic translation. Gene Ontology annotation, cellular component: ribosome. The transcript has a single exon.
UUCAAGAUGGCGCCGAAGAAAGACAAGAAGCCUAAGAAGUCAACCUGGAAGUUUAAUUUGGAUCUUACUCAUCCAGUAGAAGAUGGAAUUUUUGAUUCUGGAAAUUUUGAACAAUUUCUGCGGGAAAAGGUUAAAGUGAAUGGAAAAACUGGAAAUCUUGGGAAUGUCGUUCACAUUGAACGCUUCAAGAAUAAAAUCAUAGUCGUUUCUGAGAAACAGUUCUCUAAAAGGUAUUUGAAGUACCUUACCAAGAAAUACCUUAAAAAGAACAAUCUUCGUGAUUGGCUUCGUGUGGUUGCAUCUGACAAGGAGACUUACGAGCUUCGUUACUUCCAGAUUAGUCAAGAUGAAGAUGAAUCUGAGUCUGAGGACUAGAUGAUGCCAUCCUUCAUAGGGCUUUGCUUGCUAAUAAAACUAAUUAAGCAUACAAAAGAAACAUCUUGAAAUGGACCUUUAGGCUAUCAGUGAAUAAAAAACAUUACUCUG